This is a messenger RNA of Hymenoscyphus albidus, 1688 nucleotides long. The record is from the annotation of a GenBank genome assembly. Lineage: Eukaryota; Fungi; Ascomycota; Leotiomycetes; Helotiales; Helotiaceae.
AUGUGUGGUGAGGGCCGCUUGAUGGUUGCUCCUGCCGCUUACCAUGCGCAUCGCCAUCUCCCAAGGUCAGAAGUGUCUCUCGCAAUUCUUUCCAAAACAAAAAGACAACAUCACAGAGCGAGUCGUGAGGCAACUACUGCCAUGGUGCGAAUCAAGGAAGAAGACCCAAUUGAUCUUACAGAUUCUCCGCCUUUGCCAUCCAACAAGAGGUCCAGGAAUGUCCAAUUGUUGGAAGAGGCCUUUGGAAUUGGUGGUGCAGCGCACGAGAUUGAAGAGCCGUACCGCAAGCUUCCACGGCCAUACAAGCGCCCCCGAUUGUAUAGCCAUCACAUCCAAACGGUGCAGCAGCGCGACAGAUCCCGAUACUAUCAAGAUAUCGAUGAGCCAGAUAGACAUACUGAGGAUUCUCGGGCCUUAGACUACAAUGGUAUAUAUAGUCGUCGUGUUUUCAAGGGUAUUGAUGUUCUCGAAAGAACCCCUUUUGCAGACCCACGGGCAAAGGGCGAUAAUUAUGUUGGAGACAUUCGAGCUCAAAUCCAAGAGCUACAGGACUUCCUAGUACAGGAGACAGGUCAAAAAAGUAUUGCGUCCUUUCCGGAAGUAAUCAAGUCUAACACUUUCUAGGAGCAAGGUUCUCCGCCUACCGCAUAUAUGAUGAGAUUGGCGUCGAGAACCUGCACGAUCCAUUCCCGUCUGAUUACGAAAGACAGUUUCAGUGGCUUUACAGGUUUGUUGUGAAUGAGCGUUUGAUUUUGAGUCAGUAAGAAUUGCGUCGAGAACUUCUGCGUUAUUCUAAUGCUUCUUUGCAGAAACUCCUGAUACAAUUCGAUACUACCUGGACAAUCAAUUUGGCGCAGAUAAGAUUCUUGCAGAUGCAAUUCGAGGGGAAAUCGAUGGGAAAUUUGCGACCUGGAAAACUGUGAUUGAGGCAGGGAACGGGGAAAAGUCAGACGACCUCAGCGGAGUUAUGUGCCAAUAUGUCUAUGAUAUAUCUCGAUUGUCCUAUGUUGGAGAACGGGGAUUACAGCUCGCUUGGGACUUGAUCAUCUACCUCGGGACGCACACAUAUUCGAGUCUGGAAUCAGGUGGUGUUGGGUUUGGCUACCGCCCAAGUGACAUAAUCAUUGAUGGCCUGUGCUGCGAGCUGGCGAAAAGAAGGAGAGACAAGAAGAAAGGUUGGAAGCCAGUGGAUGAUUUCAAUAUCCUUUUGAAUCAUGCUACAAGCCUGUCUAUGUGCUUCUGGUCAGAUCUGACGUACCCUGGAGAGUGUGCACUAUUUCGAAAAUCCAUCGAUCUCUUGGAAUCGUAUGUUGAGGGUCGGUUGAUCUCGGGAGAAGAAAACCUUUUGCUCAAUUACGACGAUCUCUAAGCGCUGCGCCACCUAUACGUCUCCUAAUCAAGUUAACAUUUCGUGCUAAAUAUUGUCAUUAAGGCUUGUAUGGCUCCUCCCCCUUGCCUAGAAAAUGCUACAAUGGGAUUGCUACUGAUUUUUAUAGAAGAUAGCUCAGGAUGUGUAUUAUUCGCAUGUCUGGCCUCGUGGAAACUGCGGGGGAACUAGUACCGUAGCACUCGUUGAGACGGGUGCAGAGUUAUUGCUGGGGACUCCGAAAGUAAGAUGGACCACGAUUCCUUUUGCUGAGAUCUGUAUGUAUUCUUGAAAAAUGAAAAACUUGGUAUUGAAUUUGACA